Molecule: messenger RNA, 2393 nt
Organism: Papaver somniferum (opium poppy)
Lineage: Eukaryota; Viridiplantae; Streptophyta; Magnoliopsida; Ranunculales; Papaveraceae
Exons: 2
Coding region: 632-1795 (387 amino acids)
Source: RefSeq, a predicted model, not a curated record
AUGAUUUUUAUUUACUUCAUAGUGUGAGGUUCCAAUUAGAAGAAAAUUCAAAAUUAGAGAUCAAUGGCUUCUCCGAGUUAUCUUCAGUCAUAAUUCGCAGAUUGAAAGAUUUUGAGAGGCAGUUUUGCGGCAAAUUUUUUGGGUUUUGCAAAAAUCCUGAGUACUUGAAGGAGUUGUUCUUUCGCUACAACAAGUUACGCUCUCUGGAUUGUUUUUCGCUCCAUCUUGAUGAUACUCGAUGCUUAUUUGACCGGGGGUGCGAAGAAGAUGUUUGUUCAAAUACCUGAGAGAGGUAGAUUUUUGUUCUUCCUGUUUUCUAAAGUAAUUAUUGAGAUUAGCUGUGAAAACCUUGCAAGCUCAAAGGAUUUAAUCGUUAUGGACAGCAACUUGAAUUGUAAGGACUGUGUUACUCUUCUUCUUUCUUAUACUCGUUCAUUAUUCGAUCGAGGAAAAGAGAUCGAGUUUGGUUUAAGGACUUCUUGUUUUAAAUGUUCUGAAAUUCUGUCUAAAAUGGAUGUGUGCAUGAUACUGUUGGGGUGACUACUAUAUAAUUUUUUUUCCAGAGUUGAUUCCUGAUCAUGAUUACUGGUCAGCUUCAUGGUCUCAUAGUGUUUGUAGUGCUACUUGGCAGAUGCUUGAUAAAACAUUUGAAAUAGAUAUUGUAUGCCUCAAGAGAAAAAAUGUUUCCAGUGUGAAAUCCUUAAUUGAUGGUAGAGUAUUUGAUCGCGGAAAAGAAUUCGGAACCAAUCCUGCAUGCUCUACUGGUGGCUGUGAAUUUAGUUUGGGUUUACCUGCUUCUUGUUUAUUUGUUCUACAUGUUUGUUCAUUUUUAAGGGAUGCAAACAAGAGGAAUUUAGAUUAUAAUAUGUUUCUUAGACAUGGGUUUCGAUCACAUGCAUCCUCUAUGAAUUAUAUCUUGUUAGUGUUCAAAACUGGUGAUAUUGGUGAUGUUUUUCUAGGGCGUCUUCAAAUGCUUGCGGUGUGCGGAACAGUAAAUUUUCUGUUGCAGCUGGAGUUUUGUUUGUUUCAUGAGAUUGCAGUUCAUUCUUUCGGAUCGUUGGUAGUCACUCAGAUCCAUUUCGUGAGUUUUGAAUGUGUCUUUAAGGUUCUUAUGUUCAAUACUUUCACAAUACUUCACCAUGGGUUCUUAUAUCUGCAAUCAUGGAGUCUUUUUCAUAUUGUGAUAUGGAUCCAUAUGGAUCAGGGUACUUGGUUUAACCAACGUGUUGGAACUAGUGCAUUUUUUGGGCUGACAUCUUCGCAAAUGUCUCAGGUGGCCAGUUCAGCUGGUGAUUUUUCUUAUGAGAACUUGAUUUUUGUGUUGAUUCCUAGCUUGGUGUACCACUCAGACUUUUCGGCUAUACAUUUAACUGUUCUCCUGUGUAUUACUGAUGCUGACAUUGUUGAUGAGAGGACACUAACUGUUACAAUGGCUGCAAGAACUGGAAAUUUGAGUCACUUGGCUAAGAGUUUAGUGUGGAGAUUGCGUAGUGGUGAUGCUACAGCAUUCAUACUUUCUGAAUUGUGGGAGAUUCGUGCAAUGGAAAAAAAGCACAAACAAUGGUUGCCAAAACCUACAGAAGUUAACCUGCUUGUUUGUACUGAUGCUCAUCUCCAUCUAAAUGUGCUUAUAUUCGAGGCCUAUGUGAGAUUUUCGAUUAGUGACGGCGUUGCAUACUAUGUGGAGAAUUACUGCAACACAAGAAGUCAGAAUUUCAAUGUUAAUUAUUUUUAUAUGCUUCUUACACAAUUGCCUUCCUGCACAACCGACUUCACCAAGCUGGUUAAUGAUUAGACGCAACAAGCUUACAUCCCAUGGUCUAUAGGCGAGGAGAGUGUUGGUAUGAGUACUUAUCCAGCAAAUGGUGUUUCCAAUUAUGGGCCUGCAGUUUAUCAUGGACAACACAACACUACCAAGUUCUGGGCAAUGGUGGACUUUAUCGAAAAACUCAUACCUUGUGGUCAUUUCUUUGCUGGGUGUUUUACAGAGUGGGCAUGUUUCUCACAGCUAUUUUUCUCUCAUUCACUGGCUACUUGGAAAUCUGAAACCUCAGAUGCUUACCACCAUGUACCAGCAUAAGAGAGGAGGGUGGCUGGAAACUCAGUUCACAUCCUUGAGGACAAUGAUGUUAGCAAGGAGUAGGGAAUGUCAUGUACCAACAUAAGAGAGAAGGGUGGCCCUUAUCAUAAUCAGGGUGAUAGUUAGCCUUUAAUAUUAAUUGUUAAUUAGUAGUUUAGUUAGAGUUAAUUAGAAAUAUAAUGAAUGGUUGAUAUGUAACCAUCUGUCUGGCUUAGUGAUCGUUAGAUCGAGUUGGGUAAACCUAGAUAUAUAAUGCUAUGGUAUCUGUAAUUUGAAGAUAAUGAAUUCAUAAUCAAGAAUAUCGUUUUAACGA